Molecule: messenger RNA, 1839 nt
Organism: Cheilinus undulatus (humphead wrasse)
Lineage: Eukaryota; Metazoa; Chordata; Actinopteri; Labriformes; Labridae
Product: alpha-1-antitrypsin homolog
Exons: 5
Coding region: 71-1285 (404 amino acids)
Biological process (GO): negative regulation of endopeptidase activity
Molecular function (GO): serine-type endopeptidase inhibitor activity
Source: RefSeq, a predicted model, not a curated record
CUCAUUUCGAUCUAAAUAUUAGUGAAGUUUCUCUCAGAGUGCACUGCAGAGGACAUUAACGGCUGUAAAGAUGCGUGGUAUCUUCAGUUGUUGCACACUCACAGCACUGCUGCUGUCUGCAGCCUGGGCAGACCCCCACAGCUCUGGACACAGCCAUACUGAUGAUACUAGCUGCCACAGGCUGUCCUCCCCCAAUGCUGACUUUGCCUUUGCCCUCUACAAAAGUCUGAAGGCCAACACUGCUGCUGGAAAGAACAUCUUCUACUCACCACUGGGAAUCUCCAGCAUCCUGUCCAUGGUGUCUGCAGGAGCUAAAGGUGAAACCCACAGCCAGCUGUUCUCCACCUUGGGCUACAGCGCCUUCAACCAAACCCAGGUCAAUGAAGCGUACAAACAUCUCUUUGAGGUCCAUGGACACAGUCAGGAGAAUCUACAGCUGGAUGUAGGAAAUGCUGCUGCAGUGCGCUCUGGCUUCAAUCCUCUGGAGACGUUCCUGAAUGAUGUCAAGGAGUUUUACUCUGGUGAGAUCUUCAACGUCAGCCAGGAUCUCUCUGAGGCUGCAGCUGAGAUCAACAGAUUUAUUGCAAAUAAAACCCAGGACAAGAUCAGAGACAUGGUGAAGGACCUGGAUCCUGACAUGGUCAUGGUGCUGAUCAACUACGUCUACUUUAAAGGACUGUGGGAGAACCCGUUCCAAAGUGAUAUGACACGAAAGGCUGAAUUUCAUGUGGACAAGACCACCACAGUUCAGGUGGGCAUGAUGUCAAGGACGGGGCACUACAAGGUCAACUGGGACAGACCAAACCACGCCACUGUCAUCAGUCUGCCUUACAAGGGCAACGCCUCCAUGAUGAUCGUCCUGCCUGAUGAAGACAAGAUGGAGGAGGUGGAGGGCUACAUCAACAAGGACCACAUCAGACGCUGGAGGGACUCAGCCUCAAUGAGAUACAUACAUCUGUUCUUGCCCAAGUUUUCCAUCUCUACUGAUGCUUCCCUGAAGAGCACUCUGAAAGAAAUGGGCAUCAUAAAUGCUUUUGAGAACAACGCCGAUUUCUCUGGUAUAUCUGAAGAGUUACCACUCGAAAUCUCAAAGGCAUCACACAAGGCUGUGCUCAGUGUCACUGAGAUUGGAACAGAGGCAGCAGCUGUCAGCACCAUGGAGUUCAUAUUGUUCAUGUUACCUCCCACCAUCAGAAUCGACAGACCAUUCUUGGUUUUCAUCAUAGAAAGCACCAGCGGGAGCAUCCUCUUCAUGGGCAAGAUCAACAACCCUGCAGCCGUGUGAAGAAUCCAAGAUAAUCAGUCCUAUAUCUCAUCAGUUGAGCGUAGGUUAUUGUAAAAUCAGGACUCAUCUGUAAACACAGGGAGUAGGAGUCAUAGCUUACAUAAGUUCCAACUGGAUAAAAUUGGGACAGGAAAGGUUUGGAUACUGAAGGGGUUGAUUGAAUAGGGGUAGGAUACAUGGGAGAGAUUCUGCAAUCAUUUAUACAUUAUAAAACCCUGCUUGCCUGAUGUCUGCUUAAGUGAAGAAUACAAUACCCCUAAAAAAGUAUGUUGUGAACUUUCAGUAAUUGUCUGUUUUUAGUCAGAUUGACAGAAUUUGACAAAAAAGUGAAAUAAUGUUCCACGUUUUCAAGUCCUAAAUUCACUGACACAAUGACAGAACUACAUCAUUGUAAUACACUGAAGGUUAUAGCUGUCAGACAGAGGACUCAUAAACACGUUAGGGUCCUCUAUGAACAGGAGAAAGGAUGUAAAGGCCACAGUGCCUCAUUUCACUGCAGAUUCACUCAGCAGAAUUUAAUUGUUGACACUCAAAAUAAAUGUAAUUCCCUCUGA